CUCCAAAACUAUUUGAUACCAAACACAUUAAUAUUAUAUUAAAUAUCUUAUUUCUCCAAUAUUUUUAUAUUCUUGGUCAUUGAUAAUUAAGAAUUUUAUAGUGUAGAGAAGGAACAGAAUGUGGGUCUGAAUUCUGAUUUUUCCUAUGUUAAAUUUUUUUGUCCGUUUUUAGACUAAAAUUCCCAUGAGUUAGAUUCUGAGUUAAGGUUUUUGCAGCGUGGUUUCUGGGUUUUCCUUGGAGCUGGUUUGGACAAUUUUGGCUGCAUGGAUACUGAAAUCUCACUGAAAGAAUCUCUUGCUUUUGGGGGUUCUCGUAUUUCUCCUGAUUGAAUGAUGCAUUUCAUGCAUAGCUUUGGGGUUUGUUGCUUCGUUUGCUGCUGUGAAUAAGGAUACCUGGUGGCGUUGAUUUGGGGUUGUUUGAUUUUAGGUUGUCUGUAUAGGAAGAGGGGAAAAGGAAGAAGAGGGGUAAUUUUAUGGUAGCUCAGAAAAUGGGAUCUCAUGGGGGUGGCAGUAAUAACACUGGGUUGAGCCAAGCCCAACCCCAAUCCCAAAUUCAGAGUCAUGACCCGAACCAGUUGGCUCGGCAAGGAUCAUUGUAUAGCCUCACCCUUGAUGAGGUGCAGAACCAGUUGGGUGACCUUGGGAAGCCCCUUAGUAGUAUGAAUCUUGAUGAGCUUCUCAAGACUUUAUGGACUGCUGAGGCUAAUAAUCAGACUGGGGAAGGUGUUGACGGCGUGACAAAUGUGCAGCUUCCGGGCCAGUCCGCGCCUGGGUUGUCGUUGAAUCAGCAGUCGAACCUUAUGCUGUCAAUGGAUCUGAGCAAGAAGACCGUGGAUGAAGUGUGGCAGGACAUCCAGCAGGGGCAGAAAAGGAGCAGUCUUGAUAGGAAAACCACUCUUGGGGAGAUGACAUUGGAGGAUUUCUUGGUGAAGGCGGGGGUGGUCUCUGAGUCGGCCGGAGGGAAUAAGGUUUUAGGCUCCGUUGCUGAUGGUGGGGCUGAUCCGACAGGGAUGCCUCAUCAUGCUCAGUGGAUGAAUUAUCAGAUGUCUUCUAUACAUCCUCAGCAGCAGCAGCAGGGUAUGCUGCCUGCUUUCAUGCCUAGUCAUCCAGUUCAACAGCCUAUUACUCUUGGUGGAAAUUCGAUCAUGGAUGCUGCUUAUCCCGAAAUGACUAUGUGUUCAUCCCCUUUAAUGGGUACUUUAUCGGACACACAGACACCUGGGCGUAAAAGGGUUGCUCCUGAUGAUAUAGCUGAGAAAAGCGUUGAAAGGAGGCAGAAGAGGAUGAUCAAGAAUAGGGAAUCUGCAGCCAGAUCACGAGCAAGAAAGCAGGCUUACACCCAUGAACUGGAGAACAAGGUUUCACGUCUGGAAGAGGAGAAUGAGAGGCUCAAGAGACUGCAGGAAGUGGAGAAGGCGUUGCCGAGCAUACCACCACCGGAGCCGAAAUACCAGCUGCGUAGAACGAGCUCAGCUCCGGUCUGAGGAUCGUGUAGGUUCAUAACGUAGUCGUGUUUGUUAGUUGUUUGGAGUUUACUAGUUGGGGGGUAGAGUAGCAGCUGGCUGUCUCGUGCCCCAUUGAACCUUCAUGUAUCAUGUACAUUUUUAUAGUCUCACAAACUUGUUCCAACUCUGUUAAUUAUGGGGUAGUUUAUAGGCACCAUGAAUUUUUGUCGACAAAUGCAGGAUUCAACAUAAACACUUUUUUU
Messenger RNA from Salvia miltiorrhiza (redroot sage), 1708 nucleotides. RefSeq names its product ABSCISIC ACID-INSENSITIVE 5-like protein 2. The record is from RefSeq and is a predicted model, not a curated record. The coding region runs from base 474 to 1484 and encodes 336 amino acids. Gene Ontology annotation, molecular function: DNA-binding transcription factor activity. Lineage: Eukaryota; Viridiplantae; Streptophyta; Magnoliopsida; Lamiales; Lamiaceae. The transcript is spliced from 4 exons. Gene Ontology annotation, cellular component: nucleus. Gene Ontology annotation, biological process: positive regulation of DNA-templated transcription.